UCAGUAACUUCUGAUUGCAUUUCUAUCGAGAAAUUAGUAUUGUAGUUUUUAAAUAUGUGAUUAGUUAUAGCAAAGACGCUCUCUGUUUAUAAUUCAAAUAGAAUUCCGUUACGCUGCCUAUGAAGCCUGUCUCUCUAAAGGCGGGUGUACACGGUGCGAUUUUUGCUGUCGAAUGAGCUCGCAGGUGAUUUUUUUCCAAUCGCGAGGAAAUCGUUGAUGUUCGUAUGGUCGCGGCUUGUAUCUUGUGCGAUGAAUUACGAGCAGAGUGCCUUAAGAUCACUUCCCGACCUCCCGAUCAUUUUUAAACAUGUCGAAAAAGUUCGGGAGCUAUCGGAUUGAAACAGUGACGUGUAUGUUGUUGCCGAUUUGUUGAUCUAUCUGAAAUCGACCAAUCAGGAGUUACUAUUUGCAUAAACUUGUGUGACACGCUAUGAUUGAUUUGAUAUCUUCCGUGACCACAUCAAAACAUGCACGUUAUUACCUCAAGUUGUUUUUGACGAACAGAAAGUCCAUGCUGUUCUCUUCUCUUCAACCAAAUUCUUUGCCAUGUCCUUUUUUCUUUUCUUUUCUUUUCUUAAUUAUUCUUUCGCAAGCCAUUGCUGCAACAAAGAAAGCAAUCUCUUCUUCUGACUCCAUGUUUUUGGUGCGGAACUUCAUAUGAUUGCUUGGGAAAUCGGCAGGUCGUACAACCGUGUCAUGUUUCACUGCCUCCGUACACUUCUCAGUUUUACUCACUCGUGACGUGUGCGUGGACAUAUGGUCUUCUGACCAUCAGAAUUCGCCCGGCUUAAGCUGCCUCCGUGCACAAAUGCUGUCUUUGAACAUUGCUGGCUGCUUUUAGUAACCACACCGUGCUCUGGGUUUGGGCUAGUACCCGGGCUCGGAGCCCUCUCCCCGGACAGCACGCCAAGUACGAAUACCUUUUAACCUGCUCGUGAAUUAUCUAUUGAUGAAUAUCACUCGAAUUGACUCGCACGUGUUUUAAUUCAAAUCCUCCUAUAAAACGUACUCGCAUAAUUCACAUAUCCUACUGGGCUGGGGACUGAGCAUGUGAGAGGGCGUGGCUUCAGCGGACACGCCCCCAGCUUUUGAGAGCAGAGAGUCUUUGAUAACAUUUUAUUUAUUUGGAUGUUUUUUUUCUCCAUUCAACUUUGGCUGGGUGGUUAAUAACUUUCUUUUCUGUUGUGUGACAAACACAGAACACAUAUAUCAAUGUCACUUUACUCGGACUUACUCGGUCCUGCUUUGGUUUAUGGAGUGUCCAACAACAAGUUUACGUACACACACGGUGUAAAAACACUUUCGUUUUCUAGUAAUAGCCAGUUAUUAUUACCUCACUCACUUCUUGAUUGUCUCUCAGAUGAUUCGUUUGGCGAUUCAUCCAUCUAAUCCCCUCCUUUCUGUCAGCCUACUCUGAUCUGAUUGGUCAUAGGUCUAUAGUCUGCUGUGAUUGGUCUACCACGUGCAGCAAAUGGAACGUAGGCGGGCAUCACACCGAGUGACGCAAAUCUGUCCCGGAACUGAAAUGAGAACAACAAGAUGACUCUUUCGCGCGAUUCCUUUUUUCUCAAGCCAAUGGUUGUUAUUCGUUCACUUUCGGCUUUACAACUCGUCAGACUGCUGACAUUCACUCACAGCAACAUCACGCACGGCAGGACAUGUCAUUCUAAGGACGUUGUAAUAGUAACUCUUCAAAGGGACACUUCACCCAAAAAUGAAAAUUCUGUCAUCAUUUUCUCACCCUCUGAUUGUUCCAAACCUGUAUAAAUGUCUUUGUUCUGAUGAACAUAAAGGAAGAUAUUUGUAAGAAUGUCAGUAACCAAACAGAUCUCCUCCCCCAUUGACUCCUAUAGUAUUUAUUUUCACUAUGGCAGUCAAUGGGGUGAGAUCUGUUUGGUAAAAUGGGUGUAAAUAAUGCGGCAUUUUGUGUAGAUGGAACAAGAGACGAUAUCAAUGUGCAUUAUAGUCUCAAUGUGCUUUCUGUGAUUUCAUAGAGUCUUCAGAAUGUGCCACGUGAUUUAGGGAUCACUGUCUGUGGCUGGUUUGGUUUUACUUGAAUCUUGUGUAUCCGGUAUUUCAGGUGAGAACGGAAAGUGUUUGUGAUUCAGAUGUUCCGUCUCCGUGCCAGAGAUCUGUCUGAUCGAGGUGAGAUGAGAGAUGUUUUAUCAUGACCAUCAUCUCAAACUUCCUCAUUUGAGGUCAAAGCACAUGAUCAGAUGCUUUGAGGAACUAGGACCUUCUUCUGUUAUAAUGGAGAACCUUCAUAUGAGCGACACUGAUAAGAAGAAACCCGUCUUCUCGUUCCUCUCAUGAUCUGAAGUGUUGUUGGUCAUGUUUCUUAAAGAAGCAGUUGAGAGAUGACCGACAGUGACGGUCAAGAUGUUCACAAGACUGACUGUAAAGAAUGAAGCUUUGGCGGAUCCGUCAGGAUUGUCGUUGAAUUGUUUUUGUGUGAAGUCAGAGAGCGAGCGGAGGGUUAUUUCUGUCGCAUGAUUCUCUGCUCAUCCUGAAAUAACUGAAACAUGCUUCAGGAAGUGUACUUUGGGAAACUGUGUGCCGUCUUACUGUGGUGUGACAUUUAUCACGUGAGACCGGGGAUGGUUCUUUUCUUUCGUUGGCUGAAGAUUCUUCUUCCACACCGUGAGCGUGAAGUGAUAGAACACGAAUCUUCAGUUCCUUUGUCUCUUUAUCUCUUGACUCCUCGCUGUGGGCAUCUAGGUUUAGUUUACAUGGUUUCAACCUUCAAAACAUCUUUUCAGUAAAACGGCUUUGUCAUUGUGAAAACAUUUAUGUAGAAAGUAAAACCCCCCAAUCUGUCUCUCUCUUUAUUUCGAUUUAAGCUUGCUUUUAUUGAAUUGACAGACAAACUCUCUCUGUCUCUCACGGUCUGUCUGAUGUUGGAUAAGUGAUGAAGCACAUGAUUCUUCAGAUCUUCUUCUUCACUAUCUGUUGUGGUCUGGAGUUGCUGGUGAUUUUGUUAUCCGGAGGGUUUGUUGGAGCAGGAAUGUCUUCAGACUCAUUGGCUCGUCUUCAUUCUCACCUCCAGGCCGCAGAUGUUUUCUCCGAUCUGAAACUCGGAGCUUCAGGCAUACUUUGCGUGUUCAUGACGAUCUGUCGGUGAUUCUGUGAAGGUGUUUUGAGGACAUGAGUGUUUGUUUGUGACCGAUUGCAUGUGUUUGUGUGAUGGGUUAGUCGGUGAGAGAAUCACUACACUGGUUUACAGUCUUGUGUGUGUUUGUGUUGAAGCAGAGAGCUCACAUAUGAAGAUGUCACAGUCAUUGUAAGAAUGCGCAGAAUUCGUCCUCUCUUUCGACUAGAAUCACCUAAAGAAUGUUACUGAAUGCAAUAAAGUUGUUAAAGAACAUGUAUUUUUAAGGUGUUUCAAGCUCAGGUUAUUAUUUUCUGCUGGUUUGUUGGUGCAGAGGCUUGUGGGUACUGUACAUCUGCUGCAUAGAUUCUGUCAUCUGUGAGAGGAUCUGAUCUGUGAGUCCAUGUUACGCUCUGACUGAACACACACGUGUGCGGUUAAAAUGGCUGCGGUUGAAGCUGUACGGUUGUGUGUGUGUGUGUGUGUGUGUGUGAAGCGCCGUGUGAAGCGCCGUGUCUGAUCCGAGGCUGAACUCUUUCACGUUCACACAGAUGAGCCGCUGGCUGCUUCUAUUGUUGGUUUUUUUCACGCCAUCCAAACCUCAGGGAUUCUUGAGAUAUUGUUGUCUUGUGAGUUCAGGGUGGAGCUCUUCAACACUGAAACUCGACCUCGACACACAAUGAGACCGAAUGAAGGUUGACACCAGUGACAAGAGCUCAACAUCUGACAGCUCAUGUGACGUCUGCUCAUCUGAAACCUCUUUUACCCCAAACUAACCAUGCUUUCACGAUAGUCAAAGUUUAGCAUGUUUUUUUCUAUUCGAGUUGGUUACCAUUUGGACAAUCACAGUUUUACUACCCAUACCAUGGUAAACUAUGGUUACUGCAUGAAAACCACAGUUCAUUUGUGGUAGUUACGGUUUGAUUAUACUAACCAUAGUUUUUGGGUUUUAUUUGUAGUAAAACAUGUUUCAUGUUCAUAAGGGUUUCUUAAAACUGUAAAGGGCUUCUUCACCCAAAAAUGAAAAUUCUGUCAUCAUUUACUCGCCUGUUUACAUGUCUUUGUUCUGAUGAAGACAGAGAAAGAUAUUUGGAAGAAUGCUUGUAACCAGACAGAUCUCGAUCCCCAUUGACUCCCAUAGUAGGAAAAAACACAAUGGUUGUCAAAAGUGCCGCAGAACUGUUUGCUGUCUUACAUUCUUCAAAAUAUCUUCUUUUGUGUUCAACAGAACAAAGACAUUUAUACACACUUGGAACAACAUGAAGGUUUCCCUGAUUUUCCAGGGAGUGCUGAGCAAUGGAAGUGCUGCAGUGUGAUGGCUGUGAUUUCCGUGCAGAGUCUAAUGAUGAGCUGAAGGCGCACAUACAAGACGUCCACACGGCUUUCCUACAGCCCACAGAGGUGAGAGAGGACGACGAGUCGCCCCGGAGGUCCAGAUCAAACUCCUUAAACUCCCUCAGUCCAAUAGAAGAUGACGAAGACUCGACCAAUAAUCAUGACAGCUCGAUGAAAAAGGACGCAGGUCUCCACGCCUUUAACAAAGAUCUUGGGCACCUCUCCAUUUCAAAACAAACAAAACGUAACCAGUCACCGAAACCUUCGAACAAACCAUUAAGCCCCUUUUACCAGUGCAAGUCAUGUGUGCGGUACUUCAGAUCCAGCUCUCUUCUCAGUGAACACACUAGAAAGGUCCACGGUAUCCCCGGAGAAGCUUCGGCAAGCGACGAGAGCUCUUGCAACACUACCAAGCAGACCGUCUGCUCCGUGACCGCACAGGGUGGUGUCGGAACUGUCUUCUCUUGCCAAUAUUGCACUUAUAAAUCCCCACACAGAGCACGCCUUCUAAAACACCAGAAGGUGCAUCACAAAGAUGGUCUGCAGGGGAAUUCUCCAGUGGCAGCGAAGGUUCUGGCCAUGGACUCUGACGCCUCCUCCGUUGAGGAACAGUGUGAGGAAGAGUCGCAGAGGGAUCUUCUAGAACGUCAUGUGCUGGAGUCCAUGAUCAAACCUCAGUCAAGAGGAGGCUUGAACUGUGAAUGGUGUGGCUUUCAGACUCAGCAGAGGCAGCAGUUAGCUCAUCACAUGAUGAAGAAGCACCGUAACAUGGUGAAGAUCAUGGCGUCAUUGCAGCAGCCCAAGAUUCAGGACGGAAGUGCCGGAUCCAGCAAGUCUGAUUCCGCUUCAUCAAGGAGAAGCACUCCCACCUCCAAUGUGAUGCUGAAUGAUCUAGCUAGCAGCGAAGGUUCCUCCAUAAACGUCACAUCAAUCAAAGGGCCCUCCGGUAACACAACACUCAAGCCCAAUUCAGGGAUAUCACAUCUUCAGUACGCACAGCUCACAGCAAAAAUACCCAACAGCACAGGAUCUUCCAUACUGUCCGAGAGAUCGACUUUCGUCACGUCAGAUAUGUCCAGCUCUGCUGUGGAUCUAGAUGCCAGCAUGUUAAAUGAUUCCAGAAGCAGUUCAGAUGAGGGGCUCUGUGACUUGGAUGAGCCCGGUUACACAGAGGUGUGUGAGGAUUCCACUAAACUUCUACUUUCGAAAGAGGAUAAUGACCUGCUGGAGACCAAAGGAGUUCCCUUCAGAAGACACAUGAACAGGUUCCAGUGCCCUUUCUGCUCCUUCUUAACCAUGCAUCGCCGUAGUAUUUCACGUCACAUCGAAAACAUUCAUUUGUCUGGUAAAGCUAUGGUGUAUAAAUGUGACGAGUGCCCCUUCCUUUGUACCAACCCGCUAAAACUUGACGCACACAAAAAAUGUCACGCUGGAUCUUCUGAAUGGGGCAUCAUGGACCUGACCAGUGAAAAUCCAGACUUUCAGGCUGAAUACCCUGAGCCAGUAAAUGGAGGAAACGGCAGCUCUAAAAUCAACGGUAAAAAAUCCGCUGCAGCAGAAGAGCAGCAGUGUCCUCAUCGAUGCUCACUGUGUAACUUCUCCACGACAACACUGAAAGGUUUACGUGUCCACCAGCAACACAAACACUCAUACUGUGAUGGAAGUCAAGUCACGAGUCAAGACGUCUCAGUCAGUGAACAGCACGACUCUGAAUCAGAGUCGUGCAGCUCUUCAAGCUUCGUUAAAAAAACGCAAACGUCAAUCUUAGGAUUUUCAAACAAGAAGCACCUCAUUGGGAAAACGGCCAGAAAAUCCAUCAACGAUCUGCCCUUGGAUCUUUCUCCUGUCAAAAAAAGGACACGGAUUGAUGAAAUCGCAAAUAAUCUCCAGAGCAAGAUUAGUCAAAGCCAACAGCAGGAAGAUGUGAUCAAUAUUGAGGAGAUGGACGGUGAUGUUGAGGAGAACGGCAAUCAUGUUGAUUUUGAGACGAGCAAGGAGAGAGAAAACAUUCGAGGGCAGCGCUACACCUUCAACGCUCAGCCCAUUCACGUCAGAGGUCUUCAGACAGAACGAGGUGUUGGCAAAAGAAAGCGCAGCCUGCAGUCCAAGCUCAGCUCAAGAAACCUUCCUGUUCAAGUCACUAUUUCUGACGAUGAAGACGAUUACAGCGCCUCUGCAGAAUCUAAAGAUGCUCCAGAUGGUGUUUAUCAGGACAGUAUAGAAUACACAGGGGAACCUGGGAACCUGUUCUAUUGCAAACAUUGUGAGUACCAAAACAAGUCUGCCCGCAGCGUGAGCACACAUUACCAGAGAAUGCACCCUUACAUCAAGUUCAGUUUCAGAUAUAUUCUGGAUCCAGAGGACCAGAGUGCAGUUUUCCGAUGUCUGGAGUGCUUUAUUGAAUAUAACAACUUCAGUGAUCUGCAGCAGCACUAUAUGACACAUCAUCCAGAAGCAAGCAAUGUCCUAAACUUUAACCAACCAGAUCUGGUGUACAUGUGCCGCUUCUGCUCCUACACGAGCCCAAAUGUAAGGAGUCUGAUGCCCCAUUAUCAGAGAAUGCACCCUUCAGUGAAGAUCAAUAAUGCUAUGAUUUUCUCCAGCUACAUGGUUGAACAGCCUCAGAAGGGAGCCGCAGAGUCCCAAACGCUGAGAGAAAUCUUAAAUUCUGGACCCAAGAGUUUCAGCUCCACCUCGUCCGGGUCCAGAUCGUCCUCAAGUCCGGCUCUCAAAAGCAUCUGCAAAACCUCUGAUGCAAGUUUGGAGGCUGAAGCGUUUCGAGAAGGUCUCGGUGGAAACUCAGUGGUGUACGACUGUGAUAUUUGCUCUUUUUCAAACCCCAACAUGCACUCAGUAUUAGUCCAUUAUCAGAAGAAACACCCCGACCAGAAAGCCUCGUACUUCCGCAUACAGAAAACCAUGCGUGUCGUGUCUGUGGAUAGAGCGCAGCCGUCCAGCAACUACAGCUUGUCCAGCACCCCAAAGUCUUCGAAUGUUGUCGUGCCUGCAGCUGCGGAUGAAGACGUGUACUACUGCAAACACUGCAUCUACAACAACCGCUCUGUCGUGGGGGUUCUGGUCCACUACCAAAAACGACAUCCAGAGAUUAAAGUGACAGCGAAGUACAUAAAGCAAGCACCCCCCACCCCGGGACUCAUGAAGCUCAUGGAUGAGUUACAGAUCGCCCCACCUAAACAGUUUCUAAAGCAACUGAACAACAAUGGAACUGAGGGCGUGAAUAAUUCCAACGCUAAAGGAGCUUCUGACAAAGGAGAAUCUGAAAUGCUGUUCUUCUGCCAGCACUGCGACUAUGGAAACCGCACUGUGAAGGGGGUGUUGAUUCACUACCAGAAGAAGCACAGGGAUGUGAAAGCAAAUGCUGACCUCGUCCGCAGGCAUACGGCUUUAGUUCGAAGUCAAAGAGAGAGAGCUCAGAUGAUUCAAGCGGGAAGCUCCACUUCCACAGCAACCGUAGCCACAGACGCCGAAAAAUCCAAGUCGUUGCGAUCUUUGAAGUGCAGACACUGUGUGUACACGUCUCCUUACGUCUACGCCUUGAAAAAGCAUCUGAAGAAGGAUCAUCCUACUGUGAAGGCCACGGCCAUGACUAUCUUACACUGGGCUUAUCAGGAUGGUGUGUUGGAGGCUGGUUAUCACUGUGAGUGGUGCAUAUAUUCCCACGCCGAACCCAGCGGACUGCUCAUGCAUUACCAAAGACGCCAUCCUGAGCACAACGUCGACUACGCUUACAUGGCCAGCAAGCUGUGGGCCGGCCCUGACACCUCCACCAGCAGACCGGCUGGAAACUCUGAAACAAAGCAUUACCAGUGCAGAGAUUGUGCCUUUGAGGCGUGUUCCAUCUGGGAUAUAACUAACCACUAUCAAUCGGUCCACCCCUGGGCCAUCAAAGGUGACGAGUCUGUCCUCAUCGACAUCAUCAAGGGAAAUCAAGCGUCUGACAAGCUUCUCCCACCAUUGGCUAAAGGUUCUGUUUCCAUGUCCAGUCCAUUCAGCAGUCACCAGCAGGAGGAGAGCGUGGUCGAGGGCGUCCACCUGACUCACGAGCGCCACCCCAAUGUCAUUCUUUCUGCCGCCUCUUCUAUCUCCAACAACCCUUACCAGUGCACCGUGUGUUUGUCUGAGUACAACAGUCUGCACGGACUCCUGACCCACUACGGCAAAAAGCACCCGGGCAUGAAGGUGAAAGCGGCUGACUUUGCUCAGGAAGCAGACAUCAACCCCAGCUCCGUUUACAAGUGCAGACACUGUCCGUACGUCAACUCUCGCAUCCAUGGAGUUCUCACGCACUACCAGAAACGCCAUCCGUCCAUCAAAGUUACGGCUGAAGACUUUGCAGAUGAUGUCGAGCAGAUGAACGAAGUGGGAAGCGAAGGGGACGAAAGGUCUAAAACCCAGAGGCAGGGCUAUGGUGCAUAUCGCUGUAAGAUGUGUCCUUACACGCACGGCACUUUAGAGAAACUCAAGAUACACUAUGAGAAAUAUCAUAACCAGCCUGCCUCAGACAUGUUCAGAUCGAAUUCUACUCAAUCUCCAGCCGCACGAGACGAUUCUGUUGCCGAAUGUAGUAACAGCAGUGUGAAUGAAGUUUCUGGGGUUUGUGAUUAUGUCACUCAGUGUGACAGAAACGCAGUCUUUAAAUGUCAGCUUUGCAAGUACUUCUGCUCCACACGCAAGGGUAUCGCUCGCCACUACCGGAUCAAACACAACAACGUCAGAGCUCAGCCUGAGGGGAAGAACAAUGUUUUUAAAUGUGCCCUCUGCUCCUACACCAACCCCAUCCGUAAGGGUCUUGCAGCGCACUACCAGAAAAGACACGACAUUGAUGCUUACUACACGCACUGCCUGGCGGCGUCCAGAACGGUCAGCGAAAAACCCAGCAAGGUGACUGUGCCCUUGGCACCCGAAACGGAAACCUCAGCGAUGAGCGAGGAACUGAAGCAGGCGGUGGACAGACGUAAAUGUUCUCUGUGUUCCUUUCAGGCAUUCAGCAGGAAGAGUAUCGUCUCUCACUACAUAAAGCGUCACCCGGGAGUCUUCCCCAAAAAACAGCCCUCCAGCAAACUGGGCCGCUACUUCACUGUGAUCUAUUCGGACGAGGCAGAGAAGCCUCCACCCGCUGAGGCUGUGGAUGUAGUUGAGGUUAAAGAUGAGGUGGAACCUGAGGGUGAGGUUGAGUGGCUGCCCUUUAAAUGUCUGAAAUGUUUCAAGAUCUCCUUCAAUGCAGCAGAGACGCUGGUGAUGCAUUACAAUGACUGUCACGACAAAGAACUCAAGCGGGACUUUGUCACCAUUCUGAGCCCUGCGGAAGACGGGACGGAGCUCUAUCAGUGCACGCACUGUGAAAGCAAAUUCUUGACCCUUCCAGAACUCGGCGUCCAUCUGAGGAACCACAAUGAAGAUUUCCAGAAAAGAGCCAUGAGGCAGGAAAGAAGAAAACAGCUUCAAAGCAAACUGAAGACUACUGCAGAGCCAUCAGAAGCCAAAGCAGAGAAUAAGGUGGAGAGCACAGGUGAGAAGACUCCUGUUGGCUACAGGUGUAACUUCUGCGUGGAGGUCCACUCCACACUCCGAGCCAUCUGUAACCACCUGAGGAAACACGUACAGUACGGAGAGGUGAAGGAAGGUCAUGUGAAGCAGGAAACUCUGGAGACACCUGUGGCUCAUCCUGUGGACACCAUCGCCAACGGCAACGCAGAGGAUGUGGCCGCCGUGGACAAUGACCCUUCACCUCCAUCCGCCGUCCCCAUGGAGACAGAGGAGUCUGUUCCCGUGGAGACGGUGCCGGCGGAUCAGGAGAAGACGCCAGCGGUUCCCGGUCACCCGUGCAGCAUGUGUAACCGCAUGUUCAUGUCCAUGCAGGGCCUACGCUCUCAUGAGAGGAGUCACUCGGCUGUAGCACUGGUCAACAGAAAUGACAAAUACAGCUGUCAGUACUGUCAAUUCUCCUCUCCCUUCAGACACAAUUUGGAUCGUCAUGUUCAGUCUCACCACGGACAUCAGAAACCGUUUCGCUGCAAGUUGUGUUCCUUUAAAUCCUCGUACCUGAGUCGCCUGAAGAGUCACCUGCACAAAGCACACGCAGGUGAACACACAUAUAAAUGCCUGUCGUGUCCGUUCUCCACCACCACCAUCAGUCAGCUGAAAGAACAUUCACUGCAGGAACACGGAGAGACGCUGACGCUUCCCAAACUCAGAGCUGGAGCCGCUCUCCGAUCCACACGACCCAAUGCCGAACAAUCACCCCCCCUUCACCCACAAUGCAACGAGGCCGGUGGGUAUCUGGAGCCGACAGACGUUCAGCAGCAGUUGAGUCACUUCCAGCUGGCGUCUCGUGUUCAGAGCGACGUGUCGUCCAGCCCGUCUGCAGAGGGUCCCGUGGCUCCCCCCCGACCCGACAUCAUCCUCACCUGUGAGUUCUGUGAGUUCAGCUCUGGUUACAUGCAGAGUCUGCGCAGACAUUACCGCGACCGGCACGGCGGGAAGAAGCUCUUUAAAUGCAAGGACUGCUCGUUCUUUACCUGCUACAAAUCCACGUUCACGCUGCAUGUGGAGGGCGGUCACUCCAGCAGUCCUGAGGAGAUUCCUAAAGAUCUGCGCUGUCCGUUCUGUCUGUAUCACACCAAACACAAGAGCAGCAUGAUCGAUCACAUCGUCCUGCACAGAGAGGAGCGUGUGGUACCGCUGGAGGUGUCGCGCUCAAAGCUGUCUCGUCGUCUGGAGGGCGUGGUUUUCCGCUGUCAUAAAUGCACCUUCACGUGUUCCAGCGAGCAGAACCUCCAGCAGCACGUGGAGAAACACGAGGAACUGAAGCCGUAUCAGUGUCAGCUGUGCUACUACGACAGCAAACUCCUGCACGAGCUGGAGAUUCACCUGCAACACGAGCACAAGGUGAUCCGUAACUUGGAGCUGGUGGGCCGGGUGAACCUGGAUCAGCUGGGGCUGCUGAAGGAGAAACUGAAGGAGACGAGCGGCAGUGAGGAAGAGGAGAGAGAGGACGCAGAGACUGCAGAGGAAGAGGAGCUGAUGGAUGAGCAGGAUGAGGACGAGGAGGAGGAGAUGACUGACAGUCGACAGGAGGAGUCCAGCCACACCACAGAUGUGACGGGCGUUCCGGAGUCUCCGGAAGUGAAGCGUUAUCCAUGCGAGUUCUGCGGCCGAACGUUCACGCUCAGCACGGAAUGGGAACGUCACGUCCUUCGGCACGGCAUGACUGUUAACGGCAGCAAGAAGGACGGCAGUCCGUCAUCAACUCUGCCUCUGAUUGGUCCUGUGUCCGUGACUGACAGAGGCCUGGACCUAUCCAGUAACACUGUGGAUGCUGAGAGGACGCAUCAGUCUGACCCGCAGGACGUCAAAGAGAUGCUGGAGACCAAAAACAACCCUUAAGAGGCUAAAGGAAAGCUGUAGAGUCCUCAGUGACGUGCUUCAGAAUGGUGGUUCGUUUGAAUGUUUGUCUGUUCUUGUUCAUUUGCUUUGUUGCAGAACAACAUCGGCUGCUGCGUUAAUAUUCCAUGAAAAAGCUACGUUUGUGGAAAGUAAUCGCCGCGUUAAACAUUGAGGUCCUUCAUGUUUGUUUAGUUGCUCAAUCUUACACUGAAUUUUUACAAAGUGUGUCUUGGUCCCUCAGGACAGAUGUUGAUAUAUUGGUAACCAAUAGUGAAUGACACUGGCAGGCGAAUAUUCCGAUGGGAUUCCGGGUGGAACACGAUCCUCUUGAUGGAAUCACGUGAAGCUGUUUUUACUUCAAGCACUUUUUAUCGCGUUCAUUUAUUUAAAACUGUGUAACAGUGAUUCGCGUAUACGGUUAACACACAAUAAAGAUGAUGUACAGGUAACGUACAGAUAAUGUGAGUAAAGGAACGUCUUCCACGGCAGUGAACUGACACACACACACACGCUGAUAGUCUUGAAGACGGUGUGUGUGUGUGUGUGUGUGUGUGUGUGUGUGUGUGUUUCACAUUUAUGAUACGAGCUCUGAGCUUUAAAAACACACACCCGCCGUAUUCUCUCUCCACGAGGACUCGACCCGGUCCAUCGGAAUGACGCCUGACGGUUUCAGUUUUUGACAUUUUAGCCUUGUGUUAAUCUUCCUGUAGCUGAAUUCCUUGAGGAAUAUUCUCAUCUUAUUUAUCUGGAUGUCACAAGUUUGUUUUAAUGAAGAUUUUAGAGAAUCAAAACGUUCCCCAAAAAACCUUGUAGCAAAUUGCUACUUUUGAAGACUUUGUAUUGCUCUGGAUUUCCCAACAAACGCUUCACUUUACAAACAGAAACACAUUCAGAUCCAGACGUGCAGAGAAUCUCAGAUGUUGACACAGCAGCUGUUUCUCAUUGCCUGAUCUUACCUGAACUUUUAAAGGAAUAUUCCACGUUCACGUGUUAUUUAUUGACAUACCACAGAAAAUCAUGUUGGUUAUAAAGUAAUGUGAAGGGAAACCUGGUGUGUGCAGUGAUCACGCCGAUGACGAAACGUGUUUAAAUUACGACACGCAGCAUAUAAAUGAAUCAUUCUGAAUGACUGUAAAGCCGAGUUGAAGGUUUUCUGCGUAAUGUCACGGAUCGAUUGAAUCAGGAAUAUUUCUUUGAAAUGAUGAAGAAAUGGCAGAAUGAAAGUUUGAAAUCACUUCCAAAGCUUGUCACCCGUUUGCGUUUCUGUAUGUUGACAUGAGAUAAAUUCAUAUGGCAGUUGUACAAUAAGGCUGAGAUUGAAUGUGACGGACGAUGCUGCUGGAAAACCCCAAAGCCUUAUAUCAGACUCCAGAUGCUUCCGUCCAGAAGCAGAAGAAAUUCUUUCUCCAUGAUAACCACGAGCCAUGACGUCCAGAAAACCUUUCGACCAAAAGUAGCCCGAGAUAUGAUUGUGUUUCUCGAGCAAUGACUGAACAUUGCUGUGAGGAAACCCAGCGGCCUUCUGGGUAAUGUCGUGCAUGCCGUUUCACAGCCAAACUCCUCAUUCAUACGUGUUUCAAACUGUGCUGUUGCAGAAAGUUCAUUUAAAUGUUGUUCUGAUAUUUAACUUGAAGAAAAAAACUGAAGAAUAGAAAGAAAAAUACAAAACCAAUAGAAUAAUGUUUGUUUUUAGCUCUCCACUGUUCAAUGCUGUUGUAAAUUGUCUGGUUAAGAAAAAGAAUAAUAAUAAAAAACAACAACUCCUCCUUUUGUACCUUUGAGAGUCCUUCCGUUUCCUUCAUAAGGAGCAGCUCAGCCUUUCUGAAAGAAACCCCACGACGUAGAGAAUCAUCAAAGAAAUAAGCUUUUGACAUGCUGUGGUAACACACUGGAUAUAUACAGUAUAUAUGUGUAUAUAUAUGCUUUAGUUUUUAUGGGUUCCCUUUAAUUCUCUCUCUCUCGUACUGUUAAAGGUGCAUCAUAGUUGAACUUUAACCUCCUCUUCUCCAUUUGGCCUUCUGUGACAAUAAUCCUGAUGAUUUCUGACGGUUGCUUGUGAUGUCGACUAGACUGGUUGUUUACGGUUUUAUUCCUUUGGUUUUCUCUAUAUUCUGUAAAUAUUGUAAUUCAUUGUCUUUUUUUAACUUGGUAAUAAAGUUAUCAGAUAACGUAAA
Triplophysa rosa is the source of this 14004-nucleotide messenger RNA. RefSeq names its product zinc finger protein 462 (gene znf462). Lineage: Eukaryota; Metazoa; Chordata; Actinopteri; Cypriniformes; Nemacheilidae. The transcript has 13 exons. Gene Ontology annotation, cellular component: nucleus. Gene Ontology annotation, biological process: regulation of gene expression. The record is from RefSeq and is a predicted model, not a curated record. The coding region runs from base 4385 to 11830 and encodes 2481 amino acids.